AGAUGAAGUUCUCCGUGGGUUUGCUAGUGCUCUUCCUGAGUGCCGCUCUUGUGGCCGCCGAUCAGGAUUAUGAGGGCUACCGCAUUUAUGAGGUGGUUCCUUCGACUGCCGACCAGGCUAAAUUGCUGCACCAGCUCAGUCUGGAGGGAUUUGAUUUCGUCAGCGAGAGUCGUCUGCUGGGACAUCCCUCCCGGGUGAUUGUGAGUCCCGAUCAGCUGGAGCAGUUCGAGCAGUUGGUUGAGGGAGAGCAGAUGACCAACACUCUGGUGAACCCCAACCUGGGAGCUUCCAUUGCCGAGGAGUUUGCCCAGCGGCAGAUGCAGCGCCUUUUGUCUCCCAUCACCGGCAAGGGUCGCCUGAGCACGGAGCGCUAUUACACCCACGAGGAGAUCAUCAACUAUAUCGAUGACCUGGCCAAGCGUUUCCCCAGUCGAGUCUACGUUAGGACCGUGGGCUGGUCCUACGAGAAGCGAGUUCUCAAGACCAUCACCGUCACCAACGGCGAUGGCAAGGCCGGCAAGAAGCUGAUUUUCCUGGAUGGCGGUUUCCAUGCCAGGGAAUGGAUUUCUCCAGCGGCGGUUCUGUACGUCAUUGACCAGUUGGUGGAACAGUUCGAGGAGAAUGCCUAUCUGCUGAAGGACUACGACUGGGUUAUCCUCCCCCUGGUCAAUGCCGAUGGCUAUGAGCACACCCAGACCGGAACCUUAGCCCGCAUGUGGCGCAAGACCCGCCAGCCAUAUAAGUACGGCACACAGACCUGCUACGGAGCGGAUCCCAACCGGAACUUUGACUUCCACUGGAACGAGGAGGGUGCUUCCUCGAACCCCUGUUCGGAUACCUAUGCCGGUCCAACCGCCUUCUCCGAACCGGAAACGAUUGUGGUCCGGGAUCUGAUGCACUCCUUGGCGGACAGGGGUGUUAUGUACCUCACCAUCCACUCCUACGGCAACUAUCUGCUGUAUCCUUGGGGGUGGACUUCCGAUUUGCCCGAAAAAUGGGAAGAUCUGGAUGCAGUAGCCCGCACUGGAGCUGAGGCCAUAAAGAACGCCACUGGAACUGAGUACACCUACGGAUCCUCCACCAAUGUCCUGUACAUCGCCGCUGGAGCCAGUGAUGAUUAUGGUUACUACGCCGGAUUCAAUGUGUCCAUCACCAUGGAACUGCCUGGAGCUGGCAGCAUUGGAUUCAAUCCUCCAGUCACCCGCAUCGAUGAGUUCGUCACCGAAACCUGGAUUGGCAUCCGAGCCAUGGCUGAGAAACUGAUCGAGAUGUAUUGGCGACUCGGAAAGAUGACAGUUUGGUGGCUUUUGCUGGCUCUCGGCUCCCUGGGCUCGUCGGCAGGACUGCAGAAAUCCAAUAAAUACGAAGGUUACAAAAUAUACGAGGUGUCUAGUAGAGCUCGUUCGGUGGCCUUAGAAGAAGCACUUUCCGAGUUGGUCAAGAAUGCAUCCUACUACGAGGUGUUCUCGGACUUCAAGGGAGGUAAUUCAGCCAAGGUCAUGGUGCACCCCGAUGAGCAGAUAAACUUUGUGAAGCUGAUGGAUGAGAAUAAUGUGGACUAUGACAUACUCAACCGGAACGUGGGUCUCACUCUGAGUAGGCAAUUCGAAACGAACCGCAUGUUGCACCAGUGGUUCCCCUACAACGGAAGAUUGGGAACGGAGCGAUACUACACCCACGAUGAGAUCAACCAGUACAUCGAGGAUCUGGCCAAGGAAUUCCCCCGUCGGGUUUUCCUGAAAACGGUUGGCAAGAGCUACGAGGGACGGUGGUUGAAAACCGUCACCAUAACCAAUGGAGAUGCCAGGCGUAAUAAGAAUGUGAUCCUGGUGGACGGUGGCUUCCACGCUCGGGAGUGGAUCUCUCCAGCAUCUGCGAUCUAUCUGAUCUCUCAGCUGGUGGAUAACCCACAGGAAAAUGCCGAUCUGCUGCAGGACUUCGAUUGGGUCAUCCUUCCUGUGGUCAAUCCCGAUGGCUAUGAGUACACCCAACUGUCGGAGGAUACUCGUUUCUGGCGAAAGACCCGAAAACCCAGCAGCUCCGAUUGCAUCGGUACCGAUCCGAACAGGAACUUUGACUUCCACUGGAACGAGACGGGUUCAUCGUGGGAUCCCUGUGAGAAUAUCUAUGCCGGAGAGAAGGCUUUCUCAGAGCCGGAGGCCCUGGUGGUGGGCGAUCUCAUCCAUAGCUAUGUGGAUAGGGGGAAAAUGUACUUGACAUUGCACUCCUAUGGCUCACUAAUUCUGUACCCUUGGGGAUGGACGGAAGGCGUUCCCGAUACCGUUGACGACCUACAUGAGGUAGCUGAAGAAGGUCGAAAUGCUAUUCUGCAGACCACAGGCACUGAAUAUACUGUUGGACCUUCUACGACCACUAUAAAGUAUGCUGCUGCUGGGGCUAGUGACGAUUACGCCUUCAAUGCUGGCUUCCCGAUUUCCUUCACCAUGGAACUGCCUGAGGGUGGUACUGGAUUUAAUCCCCCAGCCUCGGAUAUAGAUCACUUAGUUAAGGAGACCUGGGUGGGCAUUGCGGCAAUGGCCCGGAAAGUAAUUGAAAAGUAUCCUCUGGCCCAAUCGUGAAAUUCAGUUUAUGACUUGCUCGACCACUAACGCAUAACUCAGAGUAUUUUCAAGAUAACUUUUCUGUUCAUAAUUUCAAUUAAAGUGUUACGAAACUGUACAUAGUUAUGGGUAUGUUUUGAGAAAUAAAUAAAACAUGGUUUAAGUCUAAUUUGAGUUAUAAUACUAAAAUGUAGGUAUCCAGAAAAAGUGUUAACAUUAAAUUAAAUGAUUGCAAUAAACGA
Messenger RNA from Drosophila biarmipes, 2803 nucleotides. RefSeq lists its product as uncharacterized. Gene Ontology annotation, molecular function: zinc ion binding; metallocarboxypeptidase activity. Gene Ontology annotation, biological process: proteolysis. NCBI's taxonomy places the organism in Eukaryota, Metazoa, Arthropoda, Insecta, Diptera, Drosophilidae. The coding region runs from base 3 to 2579 and encodes 858 amino acids. The transcript is spliced from 6 exons. The record is from RefSeq and is a predicted model, not a curated record.